Molecule: messenger RNA, 2031 nt
Organism: Gastrolobium bilobum
Lineage: Eukaryota; Viridiplantae; Streptophyta; Magnoliopsida; Fabales; Fabaceae
Product: putative pentatricopeptide repeat-containing protein At1g77010, mitochondrial
Exons: 1
Coding region: 1-2031 (676 amino acids)
Biological process (GO): RNA modification
Molecular function (GO): protein binding; RNA binding
Source: RefSeq, a predicted model, not a curated record
AUGGGUUUGGACUUACAUGGCUUGGCUCGCACGCUUCAUUACUCGAUUGGUGAAGGUAGACAACUCCAUGUUCCCUUCCUCAAAACUGGUAUUUUGAAUUCCUCACUUACCAUCGCCAACAGCCUUCUCCAACUAUACUGCCGGUGUGGCUCUCUCCGUGAUGCGUCCCACUUGUUCGACGAAAUGCCCCACACAAACCCUUUCUCAUGGACCACCCUAAUGCAGGCCUACUUUAACUCAGGUCACAUGGACAAGUCAUUGCACUUGUUCCAUGCCAUGCCUCACAAGAACCACUACUCCUGGAACAUGGUUGUCUCAGCAUUUGCCAAGUCUGGAGACCUUCAAGUGGCUCAUUCUCUGUUCAGUGCCAUGCCCAGAAAGAACGAGCUCGUCUGGAAUUCCAUGAUUCAUGGUUAUUCUCGUAAUGGGGAUCCCGGGAAAGCAUUGUUUCUUUUUAAGAGCAUGAGUUUGGAUCCUUUUGAAAUGGUGUACCGUGAUGCAUUUGUGUUGGCAACUGCUCUUGGGGCUUGUGCUGACUUGUUGGCUCUCAACUGUGGGAAACAAGUCCAUGCGCGUGUUUUCAUUGACGAUCUGGGACUUGACAAGGUCUUGUGUAGCUCCCUGAUUAAUUUGUAUGGGAAGUGUGGUGAUUUGGAUAGUGCUGCUCGCGUUGUGAGUUUUGUGAAGGAAGUGGAUGAGUUCUCUCUAUCAGCUUUGAUAUCAGGUUAUGCAAAUGCUGGCAGAAUGAGAGAGGCAAGAAGGAUUUUUGAUAGCAAGGUUGAUCCAUGUCAUGUGCUGUGGAAUUCAAUUAUUACAGGUUAUGUAUCCAAUGGUGAGGAAAUGGAAGCACUGGCUCUUUUCAAUAAAAUGCGGAGGAAAAGUGUCCGGGGAGAUAUAUCUGCGGUUGCAAACAUUUUGAGUGCUGGCAGUGGCUUACUCAUUAUUGAACUUGUUAAUCAAAUUCAUGCCUAUGCUUGUAAAACUGGGGUAACUCAUGACAUCGUGGUUGCUAGUGCUUUGCUUGAUGCCUACUCCAAAUGUCAAAGACCUAAUGAAGCCUGCAAGUUGUUUAGUGAGCUCAAAGUUUAUGAUACGAUUUUGCUUAAUACUAUGAUCACUGUGUAUUCUAAUUGCGGAAGAAUCGAAGAUGCAAAAUGGAUUUUUAACACAAUGCCUAGUAAAACCUUAAUUUCAUGGAAUUCAAUCUUAGUGGGUCUCACUCAGAAUGCGUGUCCUAGUGAAGCAUUAGAUAUUUUUUGUAAGAUGAAUAAGCUGGGCUUAAAAAUGGACAAGUUUAGCUUUGCCAGUGUUAUCAGUACUUGUGCCAGUAAAUCAUCCCUUGAACUUGGUGAGCAGGUAUUUGGUAAAGCUAUCACCAUUGGGCUUGAAUCAGACCAAAUCAUUUCUACCUCCCUUGUUGAUUUUUAUUGUAAAUGUGGGUUUGUUGACAUAGGGCGUAAAGUAUUUGAUGGAAUGAUAAAAACUGAUGAAGUCUCAUGGAAUACAAUGUUGAUGGGAUAUGCCACAAAUGGAUAUGGAAUUGAAGCACUGACCCUCUUUACUGAAAUGAUGUAUAGUGGUGUGAGGCCGUCUGUUAUUACUUUUACUGGGGUUCUUUCAGCCUGUGAUCAUAGUGGUCUGGUUGAAGAAGGAAGAAAUUUGUUCCAUACUAUGAGGCAUAACUAUAGUAUUAGUCCACGGAUUGAACAUUACUCUUGCAUGGUUGACCUUUUUGCCCGAGCUGGUUGCUUCGGGGAAGCAAUGAAUCUUAUUGAAGAGAUGCCUUUACAGGCUGAUGCAAACAUGUGGUUGUCAGUAUUGAGAGGCUGCAUAGCUCAUGGAAAUAAGGCUAUUGGCAAGAUGGCUGCGGAGCAAAUUAUUCAGCUUGAACCUGAAAAUCCAGGUGCUUAUAUACAAUUAUCUAACAUACUUGCAACUUCUGAGGACUGGGAAGGAUCAGCAUAUGUGAGAGAGUUGAUGAGAGAUAAGCAUGUUCAAAAGGUUCCUGGUUGCAGUUGGGCGUAUUGUUGA